AUGUCCGAAAGUGAAGAUUUUGAAUCAUUAAAAGUACUUGAACUUCAAAAUGAACUUAAAAAACGUGGUCUUGAUACAAAAGGACGUAAAGCUGAUUUAAUUGAUCGAUUACGGCAAGCAAUUAAUAGUGGAACUGGUGAUACAACAAUAAAUGAAUCUAUGCAUAGUGAUGAAGAUGAUGAUGAUGAUGAUGAUGAUGAAUCAGCUGCAGCUAUAAUAGAAGAUACUCACAAAGAUAAUGAUGAACAAGAAGAAACAUCAGUUGAAGGAAAUUCACAAGUAAUUGAAGAUCAUCCUAUUGAUGAACAAAACAUAGAUGAAUCACCAUCAAAUAAAAAACGUCGUCUAACAGACGAAGAAAUUGAAAAAGAAGUCGAAGAAACUGAAGAUAAUACAAAUGAAAAUCAAAUAAAUAAACAAGAAAAUGAUGAUGAUGUAUUAAAACAAAAACGUAAAAAAAAAAGUCGUUGGGCUUUAGAACAAGACGAAGAAUCAACAGAAAAACAAUCAACUACAAAACAAACAUCCGAUGAUGACGAUGAUGAUGAUGGUGAUGGUGAUGGUGAUGAUGCUAACGAUGAUGAUAAUACUAAUAGUAGUAGUAGACAUCGAGAACGAGAUCAUGAUCGUGAUUAUCAUCGAUCAUCAAGACAACGUGAUGACGAUCGACAUUAUAGUAGUCGACAUUCAGAAAAAUCAACCGAAAGAGAAAUACCACUUCCAGACGAAGAAACUGUGCAAUUUAAUAAUGAUGAUGUUGUGCUUGAUUUUUAUACAUCGGAUUUGAAUCUUACUGUUAAUCCAGAUUGUUUAUCAGCAUUGAAUAAAUCUAAUGAUGCAUUAUGUUUCUUAUGGGCUGGUGCACGUGCAACAUAUGGAUUUAAACAAGGAAAAAUUUGCUAUGAAAUUCGAAUAACUGAAACAAUAAAUUGUCCGCAAAUGCCCGAUAGCGAAAAAGAAAAAUUCGGCAUUCGUGUUGGUUGGUCAAAUUUAUUGUCAGGUCUUCAUGCGCUUCAAUUAGGUGAAUUUAAUGAUUCAUUUGCUUAUACAUCAAUCGGUAAAAAAAUGAGUAAAACAAAUGAUGAAUUAAUUGAAGAGACUUAUGGUGAAUCAUUUGGAACAUCUGAUGUUAUUGGUUGUUAUAUUGAUUUUGGAGAUAAUGCAGAAGAUAAUUUAAUUCGUAUGUCAUUUACAAAAAAUGGUGAAGAUUAUGGUCAAGCAUUCGAAUUUUCGACAAAGACUUCCACCGAGUUUUACCCACAUAUAUUAGUCAAAAACGUUAAAUUUGAAUGUAAUUUUGGACAAUUAGAACAAUCAUGGUCUGAAAUCAAAUCUGACUAUAUAUUUGCACAACAAAUUCCUUUAUCAGAUCGUAUACGUUGUUCGGAACCAAUUUUAGAAAAAUCAACUUGUCAAGUUAUUCUUCUUUCGGGCUUAAAUGGUUCUGGUAAAACAACAUGGGCCAAGAAAUACAUAGAAGACAAUCCAAAAAAAGAUUUUAAUUUAUUAAAUAUCGAAUAUGUUCUUAGUAAAAUGACAACGGAUGGAAAAUUACCGAUUGUAAAAGAUCGUAAUGAUGGUCUAAUGUUACGUGUGAAUAUAUGUUUACAAAAAUUAAUUGAAAUAGCAGCACAACGUCGACGAAAUUAUAUUAUUGAUCAUGUAAAUACAACACGAGAAAGUCAAUCUAAACGUCAACGUUUAUUUACUGGUUAUCAUCGAAUUGGUGUUGCUAUUGUACCUGAUGAUGAUGAAUUAAAACGACGUAUUGAAAAGUUAGAAAAAUCUGAAAAUAUUUCAAUACCAUCACAAUGGAUUAAAGAAGCUAAAGCAAAAUUUUAUUUUCCACAAAAAAGUUCAUCAUUAGAAGAUGUUAUCUAUCCAGAGUUAUCUUAUGAUGAUGCUAAAUCAUUAUAUGAUAAAAUACGUCGAGAUUAUGAUCAACAUCGUUCAUCAUCAUCACGUUAUGAUCGACAUGAUGACUAUCAUUCAUCACGCAAUAAUAAUCGAAAUCGUUAUGAUGAUCGUGAACAUCGUAGCCGAGAUCGUGAUCGCGAUCGUGAUCGAUACGCUCGUUCACGUUCACGUUCGCGUGAUCGCGAUCGUCGAACAUCGUCACGUGAUGAUUCAAGAUUUUCAUCAUCACAUAGAAAUGAUAAUUAUCGUGGCGGCGGCGGCGGCGGCGGCGGCGGCGGCGGCGGCGGCGGUGGUGGUGGUGGUGGUGGUGGUGGUUACUCUCGCGGUGGACCUAACCGUUAUUCUGAUCAUCGACAAGAUUCAAGAAAUAAUCAACGUACUGGUUUUCACGAAGGUGGCAAUAAUAAUUAUCGUGGAAGAGGAAGUAAUUAUAAUAAUCAAUCCAAUGAUGAAUGGCGUGGUGGAUAUCAUCAACGAAAUGAUUUUAAUAGUGGACGUAAUCGCGGUGGUUUUGAUAAUAAUAGAAAUCAAUAUAAUAAUAAUCGCGGGUCAUAUCAUGAUAAUCAACGUACUGGUGGAUUUAGACAAGAUUUUAAUAAUCAACAACGAGGUCGACAAUUUAAUGAUUAUGAUAAUAAUCAACAGCAACCACAACAAAGUGGUGGAAGAGGAUUUAUGCAAAAUAAUAAUAAUUUUAAUCAACAACAGGAUAGACAAAAUUUUGUUUCUAGACCUCCUAUGCAGCAACAACCACAACAGCAACAGCAUUCAUUUCAUAAUCCACAACAACAACAACAACAACAACAACAACAACAACAACAACAACAACGCUUACAACCACUUCUUCAAAAUAUACCAUCGAAUCAACAACAAUUUCCGUCUCAUAUGACACAACAAACAGCAAAUAAUCCCAAUCUAUCUUUACCAAUACAAAGUUCAUUAAAUGUUAAUCAAUUAUCUAACCCUGCUAAUGUUACUCAACAAAAUGCGCUUGAUCCAUGGCUUGCAUUAUGUGCAGCUGCUCUCAAUUCCCAACCUACAGCAGUAGCAGCACCUCAACAACCGCAACAAGAUACAAAUUCUUUAACUCAACAAUGGGCUCAAUGGUUAAAAACAGCACAAAUGGCUCAAACAGCACAACAAACACAACCUCAAUUAACAGUUCAACAAACUGAUUCUCAUCAACAACAGACACAAAUUCCAGAUGCAAAUGCAUUGUACUAUCAAGCCUAUUAUGCUCAGUUAGCUGCUGCUCAACAACAAGCAGCAGCAGCCGCUGCCGCUGCAGCUGGAUCAACGAACGGAGGUGUUGCACCACCCAACACCAAUGAUAAAUAG
Molecule: messenger RNA, 3255 nt
Organism: Rotaria sp. Silwood2
Lineage: Eukaryota; Metazoa; Rotifera; Eurotatoria; Philodinida; Philodinidae
Source: the annotation of a GenBank genome assembly